Spodoptera littoralis (African cotton leafworm) is the source of this 1134-nucleotide messenger RNA. The record is from the annotation of a GenBank genome assembly. Lineage: Eukaryota; Metazoa; Arthropoda; Insecta; Lepidoptera; Noctuidae.
AUGAUGUACGGUACCAAUGGCUCAGAUUUUCCUCCUGUAACAGAGGACACAUUUUGUAAAUAUGUUUUAUACUACGAAAUAAAUAAUUCAAGGGUCCGUAUUUGGGAUUUAAUUAUUUUGAUACCGAACGCAUUGUUUGUGCUUUUCUUAGUGGUAAGGUUUAACAAAGCUCAGCUAAAAUUGCGUGCUACCAGCAGCCCUAUAUUCUUAACGUUUUACACAUUGGUAUGGGGCAAUGUGAUCAUAAGUCUGGUGCGAUGUGCGGUGUCCAUGACUGUAAAUGCUGCUAUGCCACUGGGUGGACUGGUGGACAAGGUGUUGUGGGUCAUGGUGAGAUUUUUUCUGCUCGCAACAGAGAUGAGUGUUGUCAUAUUUGGAUUGGCUUUUGGCCAUUUGGAUAGCCGCAGCAGUAUUAGAUAUGUGUUACUGGCAACAUCACUAUUGUCCCUUGCAUUCACUGUGACACAAGGUACUCUUGAGAUUGUUAUGCCAGAUGACAUGUUUCAUGUGGACACCAGAGAUUAUGACCUGUUUGGACAUGGUGGGAUGCUGUUCUGGUUUACAUCAUCUUUAGUCUUUGCACUAAUUUACUUCUUAAUACUGCUAUUGCCAUGGAUUCCACUCAGAGAAUAUCUAGCUUUACCAACGAAACUCUCAUUCUACCUGUACGUGUUGCUACUGGCGCUACUGGACACGACGCAGGCCGUCGGCGCGGGACUCCUCGCCUGGGGCAACAUGCAGUCUGGUCUCUGCGUUGUCGAUGUUACCACUUGGCUAUACUUCUCUUUAUACACUCCUCUUGUCUAUCACACAUUCCUAAGCGAGUUUUUCAGCGUGUCUCAACCGAGCAUCAUGUUCUCGUACAAGGCUCAGAUGGACGAGCCGAUGGACGAAGACCAGGUUUCCUUACCGCACCAACAGAGCUUCAGUUCUUUGAAGACAGAUUCAGAUUACAUUUAUCAGCAGAGUAAUAGCGUAUACGACAGCACAUUGUUCGAGGCCGGCGGGACCACGCCUAUGAACCCGGUGUACAGCGCGUCUCUACAGAGCCCUGACUCGAUAGCGUCCGGCCAGUCCAUGGAGAUCGGAGUACCCAACUCAGGCUUCCAAAGCCAAAACAUGCCCUCAACAUAA